UAUUUCUAUGAGGGGAGAGCGCUUUACCGCAACACAUCAUCACAGUCAUCAUGUCUUACGGAAUGAUGGACAGCUGUCAAUCACAGCCGGGAGAUUUCAACAAUCUCACACAGACAUGCAGCUCAAACAUCCAGAAAAUCACACAAAACACUGGCCAAAUCAAAAGCAUGUUGUUCCAGCUGGGUACCAGACCCGAUACACCAGAACUUCAGGACAGACUACAGCAGAUGCAGCAUUAUACAAACCAGUUGGCAAAAGAGACCAACAGACACCUGAAAGACCUGGGCUCUUUACCUCAGCUGCAGUCCCCUUCAGAACAGCAGCAGCAGAUAAUUCAGAAAGACCGUCUGAUGAACAACUUCUCAGCCGCUCUCAACAACUUCCAAGUGGUCCAGCGGCGAGCCGCAGAGAGGGAGCGUGAGUCCGUGGCGCGGGCACGAGGUGGCUCCAGAAUUUUGGUUGAUGAGACCAAUCAAGAUGAUCAGCUCGUGACAUUUGAAAAAAAUGAAGGGUGGAAAACACAGACGGAGGAGGAGUCUACCACAGAAGAAGACCUGGAGCUUAUUAAAGAGAGAGAAACCAACAUCCAUCAGCUGGAGUCAGAUAUUAUGGAUGUGAACCAGAUCUUCAAGGACCUGGCGGUAAUGAUCCAUGACCAAGGUGACAUGAUAGACAGCAUUGAAGCUAAUGUGGAGAGUUCUCAGGUGCAUGUGGAACGAGGAGCUGAACAACUCCAGCAUGCGGCGUACUAUCAGAGGAAAUCCCGCAAGAGGAUGUGUAUUCUGGCUCUUGUUCUGUCGCUUGUGGUGACCAUCUUUGCUUUAAUUAUCUGGCAAGCAAUCAGAUAA
Messenger RNA from Xyrauchen texanus (razorback sucker), 848 nucleotides. Its product is annotated as syntaxin-12-like. The record is from RefSeq and is a predicted model, not a curated record. Gene Ontology annotation, biological process: vesicle-mediated transport; vesicle fusion; intracellular protein transport. Gene Ontology annotation, cellular component: synaptic vesicle; SNARE complex; endomembrane system. The coding region runs from base 51 to 848 and encodes 265 amino acids. Gene Ontology annotation, molecular function: SNAP receptor activity; SNARE binding. NCBI's taxonomy places the organism in Eukaryota, Metazoa, Chordata, Actinopteri, Cypriniformes, Catostomidae. The transcript has 10 exons.